AUGCUGGUGAAAGUAAUGAGAAUAUUGUUGUUUGGCAGUCUCCUCUUCCUCUGUGAAGAGAUGACAAAUUGUGCCUCUGAUGCGUCUCAUAAUGAUAUUACAACUGAAUUUACAGUUGAUCUGUACCAUGCUAUACGCUCUGUACAGCGGGACAAAAAUCUUAUUUAUUCACCCAUGUCUAUCAGUCUUGGCCUUGGGAUGAUAGCACUGGGUGCCAGAAGGACGACUUUGCAGCAGUUAAGGAAAGGUUUACAUUUCAAUGAAGCACAAGAAGGUGAAGAAUUUUCUAUGUUGAAAAAGCAAUCCAAAAUCAUCUCCACUAGCAGUGAGAAAUACAAGCUAAAACUUGCCAAUGCAAUUUACAUUCAGAAUGGAUACCCUAUUUCUCAACAAUAUCUCCACAACAUUCAGGAAUUCUUUAAUAACACUGUAAGGACAGUAAAUUUUCAAGAUUUCACAUCUGCUGCCAACAUUAUUAAUACAUGGGUAGCUAAUGAAACCAAUGGCAAAAUCAAAAACUUGAUCUCAAGUCAAUCUUUCAGCCCACUUACAAAACUAGUUUUAGUGAACGCCAUUUACUUCAAGGGGACAUGGAAACAUAAAUUUAAUUCAAAGAACACAAGACUAAUGGAUUUUAUCAAGAAAGAUGGCUCUGCUGUUGAGGUACCAACGAUGCAUCAACAGGUGACAUGCAAAUUUGGCUAUUUUACGGCUGGUGAGAUGAGCUACCAGGUUUUAGAAUUACCUUACAGUGGAGAUGAAGCCAGCAUAAUCAUGGCACUUCCACCAAAAGGAACUGAUUUAGCAGAGUUUGAAAAACUUAUUACACCACAAGUCAUACAAGAGUGGCACUCCACGAUGGUAGAGGACGAGAUUGAGGUUAAUCUUCCAAGAUUUACAAUCCAACAGAAGCUUGAUCUGAAGAAGCCAUUUGAAGUUCUCAAUAUUACAGAAAUAUUUGAAAAUGGAAGUGAUCUUUCAGGGAUUGCCGGUUCACAUGACCUGUACAUAUCCCAAGCAGUUCAUCAAGUGUUUAUUGAGAUCAAUGAAGAAGGGAGUGAAGGAGCAGUUUCAACAGGCAUGACAGCAGCAGUCAUGAGCCUUCCUCGGGAUCGAUUCAUCGCUAAUCGUCCUUUUAUGUUUCUUAUACAGAGCAAGUUAACAGGUACAGUUUUAUUUAUGGGAAGACUGAUGGAACCUGAGAAGAUGACUUCUUUAGGAAGAGAUAAAGAAGCACUAUGA
This is a messenger RNA of Mobula hypostoma (lesser devil ray), 1242 nucleotides long. RefSeq names its product serpin I2-like. Gene Ontology annotation, biological process: negative regulation of endopeptidase activity. The record is from RefSeq and is a predicted model, not a curated record. Bases 1 to 1242 code for a protein of 413 amino acids. The transcript has 9 exons. Gene Ontology annotation, molecular function: serine-type endopeptidase inhibitor activity. NCBI's taxonomy places the organism in Eukaryota, Metazoa, Chordata, Chondrichthyes, Myliobatiformes, Myliobatidae.